Molossus molossus (Pallas's mastiff bat) is the source of this 1177-nucleotide messenger RNA. RefSeq names its product zinc finger C2HC-type containing 1A (gene ZC2HC1A). The transcript is spliced from 10 exons. Bases 61 to 1149 code for a protein of 362 amino acids. The record is from RefSeq and is a predicted model, not a curated record. Lineage: Eukaryota; Metazoa; Chordata; Mammalia; Chiroptera; Molossidae.
GGAGCUGGGCGGUGGCGGGCGCUGCCCGAGGAGUGUCCCGGAGCCCGAGGAGGUGGCGCGAUGGAGGGACUGGAAGAAAAUGGAAGUGUCCAAGUUGGAGAACUAUUACCUUGCAAGAUUUGUGGAAGAACAUUUUUUCCAAUGGCUUUAAGAAAACAUGGACCCAUUUGUCAGAAAACUGCCACUAAAAAAAGGAAGACUUUUGAUUCGAGCAGACAAAGAGCUGAAGGGACUGAUAUUCCAACAGUAAAACCUCUUAAACCUAGGCCUGAACCACCAAAGAAACCAUCUAAUUGGAGAAGAAAACAUGAGGAAUUCAUUGCCACCAUAAGAGCAGCUAAAGGCCUCGAUCAGGCCCUUAAAGAGGGGGGCAAGCUUCCUCCUCCUCCUCCACCUUCUUAUGAUCCCGAUUAUAUUCAGUGUCCAUAUUGCCAGAGAAGAUUUAAUGAAAAUGCAGCUGAUAGACAUAUAAAUUUCUGUAAAGAACAGGCAGCACGUAUUAGCAAUAAAGGGAAGUUUUUGACUGAUGCCAAAGGAAAAGCGACUUCUCGGACGCAGUAUAAGCCACCUGCUCUUAAAAAGUCAAAUUCCCCUGGGACCCUAUCAUCAGGAUCUUCACGAUUACCACAGCCAAGUGGCACCAGCAAGACUGUUGUAGCUGUGCCUUCAGGUAAAGUGUCUUCAGUUAGCAGCUCUUUGGGAAACAAACUUCAGCCUUUAUCCCCCUCGCAUAAAGGGAUAGCAGCCCCUCAUUCAGGUAAGAUGGACAAGUUAGGCCCUCCACUUCGAACUGGAAGACAUGUGCAAAGGUUGUAUGACAGUGACACAAAAUCAGACAGUGCCAUCAAAAGACAUGAGUUAUUACCCAUUUACAAAGCUAACAUCAAACCUCGAAAUACCACACCACCUAGUUUGGCACGAAAUCCUGCCUCAGGUGUCCUUACAAGCAAAAGAAAAACAUACAGUGAGAGCUACAUAGCCAGGCCAGAUGGAGACUACGUAUCUUCACUCAAUGGUGGAAACAUUAAAGGCAUUGAAGGAAACUCAUCUGGACACUUACCAAAAUUCUGCCAUGAGUGUGGAACUAAAUACCCUGUGGAAUGGGCCAAGUUCUGCUGUGAAUGUGGCAUUCGAAGAAUGGUUCUGUGAACAAAAUCCCCAAUGAACAAAAGCGAAG